Molecule: messenger RNA, 1807 nt
Organism: Phalaenopsis equestris
Lineage: Eukaryota; Viridiplantae; Streptophyta; Magnoliopsida; Asparagales; Orchidaceae
Product: F-box protein At4g18380-like
Exons: 2
Coding region: 441-1547 (368 amino acids)
Molecular function (GO): protein binding
Source: RefSeq, a predicted model, not a curated record
AUUGCGAAGUAGAAUAUCGGAAAGCUCUCAUAAAGAAGACCGAGAGGCAAACAGCGAGCUAAGGCUCCGCUCCCCUUCAAAUCCCUACUUUUUGACUGAUCCCUUCUUCUCCACCUCCCAAGUCUUCGUUCCUCUUCUACCCAUGAAACUUCGCGGUCAAAUAGAUAUUUGAACCGGCUUAGAUCGGCAGAUUUUGAAGUUUCUGCGGUGAAAUUGGAGGGAUGGAAGUGUUUUUCCGGCGAUUGAUGGCGGUUUUCCGGUCAAAGAUGUGAUCUUGGAGGAGGUUGCUUAAUCGAACUGGCUUUCAGCCCAUCAUCUUUCAAUACUUCUUUUGCUUGUGUUUCUUCAACCUCAUAAGAAGAAAUCCUCUACAUCCCACAGGCUUCCACUAAUCCAUCUCGGCCACUGAAAGCUACAAAUUUUAACUUCUAAGCCACAAAAUGCAAUCAAAAUCCAGAAUACAUGCAGAUUCGCCCCUUCAAGAGGACCAAUUUGAUCGAAUUCCUGACCCUCUCAUCCUCCAAAUCCUUAAUUAUGUUGCCGACAUCCGUGCUCUCGGCCGCUGUGCGGCUGUUUCCAAGAGGUUUAACUCUCUUGUCCCCCUUGUCCACGAUGUAUACGUCAAGAUCGACCGCGUCGUAACGGUGGACGGCGACACCUCCGAUGACUCCCUAAACCUCUCCUCCUCAAAGCCUAGGAACCUCUUCUCCCAUCUUCUUAAAAUCCUGCUUCUCACCUUUCUCAAACCAUUCCACAAUCUCCAAAACUCAGGCAGCUCAAACAAGCCCCUCCUCCCCCAGCUAUCCCACCACUCCCCAGCCCAAGUCCUCAAGAACUUCGCGCACGUCCGCAAUCUCCGAAUCGAGCUUCCGGCAGGCGAUGUUGGCACCGAGGACGGUGUGGUGCUCAAAUGGCGAGCCGAAUUUGGGAGCACGCUCGAAAAUUGUGUGAUACUUGGUGGAACCAGGAUUGAAAGAAAACUGAAUUUGAGUGAUCAGGAUUCUUCUUCUUCGGCUGAGGACAAUGGGAGCAUACCAGAGUCAUUUUAUACGAACGGCGGCCUGAAAUUGCGCGUUGUGUGGACGAUUAGCUCGCUGAUUGCUGCUUCCACCAGGCAUUAUCUUCUUAAGCCAAUAAUUAAGGAUCAUCCUACACUGAGAAGCUUGGUUCUUACCGAUGCUGACGGGCAGGGGACGCUGAUAAUGGGUGAGGAGCAGCUGAGGGAUUUCAGGGAGAAGCCAUUGGCAGCUUCAGCAUCGGCGAAUCGAACACAGGUGCCCGCAUCGAAUAUGAAGCUGAGAUAUGCUCCUUACCUGGAGCUGCCUGAGGGAAUGGGGAUGCAAGGAGCUACUUUGGUAGCAAUCAGGCCUUCGAACGAUGGAUGUGCAGCCACCGUCGGCAGCACAGGUUGCGGCGGUGGCUGUCAUGGUAGCACUCGGAAGGAGAUCGAGGCAUUCGUUAGCGGGGCGUUCGAUGGGCCUUUCAGGGCUGCUGUAAAGGCCCUAUUGAAGCGGAGGACUUACUUGCUGGAGAUGAAUGGGUUCUAAAUCUUCUAGUUAGCUAACAUCAACAUGGUUUUGAAAUGAUCAAAGAUGCAUCUUUGAUGAUGUUUUCUUUUGUUUUUGGAUCAAAAGGUGAGUUUGGUAGUUUUUUAAGAAAGUUUGAAUCAUCUCUCCUCUCUGCAUUGAGCUGUAUUGGUUGUUCUGAACUUAUUUCACUUUAAGAUGUAUAAUACAUUAAUAACAGUUGGCUAAAUCUUCUCAAGAAUACUGAAUAUUGAUGAAACAUUAAACAUCUUUGCUUCAAA